AUGUUUGUUUCAUUGGGGAAAGAACAAAGUACUCCCCAACGACUCGAUACUAUCCGGUCGAGAAUAUCAUGGGCUUCAAUCGAGGUCUUUCGCAAGCGAUAUGUCAAUCUAAUUGACAAUAAUGACGCUCCCCUUCAAAUUCGUAAUAUCUAUGAAAUGCCCGAGAACACGACGUACACCGUAGAAGUUGAAUAUGAAAGUGUUAACACGCGAAUCAAGCAAAUGUAUCGGUACAACAUCUUUCGUUCAUCGUCACAACUCACAAUCUCCAACGAUUUCAUUCACGACACUUACACCUUUAACAUCGACACAUCUCCCGACGAACAUUACGUCUUCCACACACAAACACUUUUGUUCUCGAAAAUCGAAGGGACCAUUUACUUGACAACCAAAAACUUUUUCUUCGUCCCAAAAAUGUUAUUGUUGGUGUCCCAUUUGACUUUCAAUUAUCAACUGUAUAAAGAAACAGCAAAGUAUUUCAUCAAAUUACCACUCCAAUUACUCGAGUCCACUCUCCCUAAUAACUUGUCUCUUAAUAUCACCGUUUGUCCUUUUUACCACCCUACUAUCCCGACUUGUUUGGUGUUCAAUUUCACUUCACAAACAUUUGUGAUGUCGGUGGUCCACCACCUCGCGUCUCUUCGCUUUCAAGACGGCGGGGAAUCACCUUUAAAUAAAAUCCCAAUCGAUGACUCGUCUGACCACGGCGCUAAGCUCCAAGAAAGAGUCGACGGCAUAUAUAACCCUAAUAUAGAGUUAACAAGACAAGACAUGGAGAAGUCCUUUAUGAUCACAGACGUUAAUGCAAGAUUCCAAUUGUGUCCAACGUACCCCACUGUGCUUGUCGUACCAAUCGAAUUGUCGAAUAAACAGGUAUUAAAGAACAUUGCGAGGUUUAGGUGUAAAGGACGUAUUCCUUUAGUCACGUAUUAUUCCAGCAAAACAGGCGCUGCACUAUUUAGGUCAUCACAACCCCUCGUCGCAACAACCUUUGCUUUUGGUGUGUUCAAACAGAGUCAGUCGCAAGAAGACCAGGACUUAAUUCAUCACUUACGGUGUGACGGGAGAGACGAAAAUGCUAAAUUGUUUGUCCUUGAUUGCAGAGCUGUAGCAAAUAGUGUUGCUAAUCGGUUCAAUGGAGGUGGGACGGAGAGCACAAAUAGUUACAAGAACUGUACUAUCUAUCAUCUAAAUUUGCCGAAUAUCCAUACUGUGUAUUCGGCGUAUCAAAAGAUGGUGACUGGAAUCAAUUUGAGGAACGAGAGAAGUGUCUCGGAGUAUUACUCGUAUGUCUCCGACUGGUUUGAUAUAUUACAAAACAUAUGUGAGAGUGUGAAUAAGACUGUGAUAUUAUUGAAUAACGGAGAUCGGGUGUUAGUGCAUUGUAGUGAUGGGUGGGACAGAACGCCCCAGAUCUCUGCGUUAUCGCGAAUUUGUUUGGAUAGUUAUCAUAGGACUUUAGAAGGGUUUUUGUCGCUGAUUGAAUUUGAAUGGAUCAUGCUUGGGCAUAGAUUCCAAUUCAGACUAAGAAACAACCUCAAAGAGAAUUCCCCCGUCUUUCUGCAGUUUCUGGAAAUUGUGGUUAUGUUCCUGAGGAAGUACCCCACCGACUUCGAAUUUAAAGAAAACCUUUUAGUGGAUUUGGCUGUGGAAAGUGUAUGUCCGACGACGGGAACGUUUUUAUAUAACUGUGAAGCGGAGAGAGAGAAGUUCGAUGUUGCUGGGACGCGGACAUCGUUUUUCAAAAAAGUGAUGGAAGAGAAGCAAAAGUACAAGAACAAGAAUUAUGUGCAAGACGAUGACAAUUUUGUCCUACGAAGUCAUUUUGAAAUCUACGAGUUUGUAGUCUGGAAGGAUUUUUAUUUGAGAGACAUUGAAUACUCGUGUGAAGUUCCUGAUAAAUAA
Entamoeba invadens IP1 is the source of this 1905-nucleotide messenger RNA. RefSeq names its product myotubularin, putative. Bases 1 to 1905 code for a protein of 634 amino acids. Lineage: Eukaryota; Evosea; Mastigamoebida; Endamoebidae. The record is from RefSeq and is a predicted model, not a curated record. Gene Ontology annotation, molecular function: phosphatase activity. Gene Ontology annotation, biological process: dephosphorylation. The transcript has a single exon.